AUGAACAUUCCUGGCUACUACUUCGACCCUGAGAAGAAGCGCUACUUCAAAAUCGAGGGUAGUCAAACAGCACCCACCCAGUCAGUCUGGUCUCACGACAGUGUCAAGAAGCGCAAGCUUGAGGAUGAGAACGCAGCUGAGGUCUUGCGGCGCUUGACAUUGAACAAGUACCGCAUCAAGCGUGCACAAGCACUGAACGACCCCUUUACUGGUGGGUUCCUAGCUCGUGAAUAUGGUUCUACGCAGCAAGAUAUGAUGCCUGCCGUCCUUGCAGACAGCUUUGUCGAAAAGGGAAGUAUCUCCUUCAUCGAUAAUCGGUGGAGUCCAUCACAAAACCUAUCAUCUAUAUGUAUAAUUGGGGAUGAUCCUUGGACUGACCUUGGCAUUGGAUACGUCUGUCCUGAUGGUUCCGCACUUACAUCCACAUAUUUACCAAGAGACAAAAACGGCAGAGUUCAUCGUCAGCUGCUCACCGGAUACGAUGUUCCUGGACACCACAUCGCCCCUUACCAUGAAGCUUCUCUUGACCAGAUAUCGUCUGUCAAGUUCCACCGCCGCCGAGGCAUUCUGAUAGUAGCAUCUCGCGAACCUAAAGAGUUUGCUUCAUUGCGAGCAGUAAAGCCGUUGCAAGCACAUUGCUCUCAGCGACAAAAGACCAUGCCAUUCUGGCAGCUUGGUAUGCCUCCCUACGCACAAAAUAUCUUGACGACUGGCCCUCCGAUUAUCAGAGAGCCGUCCUCGGAAAAUCCCCGUUGGCCGAAGAGCUCUCGUCCGAAUAAUUUAGCCAGACGCCCAUUAGCAGACUUUCACUUCAAAGGUUCUCGACAGUAUGAGGUGAAUGCAGUUGCAGUCGGCCCUGACUGGUCUGACGAUAUAAUUUGUGCUGUCGGGACCAACCGUGGAAUGUUGUUGUGGAAAGGCGAGCAUUGCUCGAGGUUGAGUGGCUCGUUUGACUGGGUCGCACCAACCAUGUCAAGUCGUUUGCUCUCAGACAAGGCUUUCCACGAUAUAUUCGCUGUCGAGUUUCGCCGAGGUCACGAGAAUGUUAUUUUUGGUGGCGGCCGCUCGGGGAGAUGCUUCCUUGCUGAUACUCGCCUCGCCGAUACAGGAUGGAUGUCUUUCCGCCAUGCGAGUAGUAUCACACACAUAAGAUCGCUCAACGAGCACCAUGUCCUGGUCAGUGGCCUAGAGAGCACGCUUGAGACGUACGACCUCCGCAUGAUCAAGGGACACACUAGAAUUGUGUCAACAAAAGGCUGCGAGAACAGUCAAAGAAGAAAGGCAGACCGCAGUGUCAUCUCGUUUCCUGAGUACAAGAACAAUGCCCACAACAAGAUUGGUUUCGAUGUCGAUCUCGAGGCGGGGAUCGUGGCUGCUGCACAUGACAAUGGCAAGCUUGCCCUCUAUUCCCUCAAGUCGGGACAUCGAGUCAAAUCCUCCUGUAUUGACCGAAUUGAUGCCGGAGCAAUUGGGCGUGGCCCUAUCGAGGCUCUACAAUUUGAGAAGAUGUCUAGGGAUCUGCAUUCAUCUUUAUUCAUCGGAGUUGGCAGACAUCUCAAGGUUUGCUCCCUGGGAAUGACUGACAACGCCGAUGAGAUCUAA
Truncatella angustata is the source of this 1602-nucleotide messenger RNA. RefSeq lists its product as uncharacterized. Bases 1 to 1602 code for a protein of 533 amino acids. Lineage: Eukaryota; Fungi; Ascomycota; Sordariomycetes; Amphisphaeriales; Sporocadaceae. Gene Ontology annotation, cellular component: Cul4-RING E3 ubiquitin ligase complex. The record is from RefSeq and is a predicted model, not a curated record. The transcript is spliced from 5 exons. Gene Ontology annotation, molecular function: protein binding.